Pseudomassariella vexata is the source of this 753-nucleotide messenger RNA. RefSeq names its product serine hydrolase FSH. The transcript has 4 exons. Gene Ontology annotation, cellular component: cytoplasm; nucleus. The coding region runs from base 1 to 753 and encodes 250 amino acids. NCBI's taxonomy places the organism in Eukaryota, Fungi, Ascomycota, Sordariomycetes, Amphisphaeriales, Pseudomassariaceae. The record is from RefSeq and is a predicted model, not a curated record.
AUGAAGUUUCUGUGUCUUCCCGGUGCAUACGGCAGUGCCGAUAAAUUCCAAGUCCAGCUCGCGCCCCUCAUCAGAGAGCUCCUCUCCGACGAUUCUGCCUCAUUCCACUUCAUCAACGCGCCCUGCAAAGCGGUGCCUCCCAAAGGCUUUGAGGACUUCUUUGGUAAGCCUCCCUACUACCGCUUCAUCGAACCCGACGAAAGCAGCGACGACGAAGGCGACGCCCUCUCGCGGAUCCGCGACUUCCCUGAGCGCGAUACCCCCGAAGACACGAUGCGCGAGCUCAUGAAUGUCGGGGGCGCGAGCAGCUAUGUCAGUACCCAGAAAGCAAUCCAGUUUCUGUACAAGAUCAUGGAGACGGAAGGGCCUUUUGAGGGCAUCAUUGGGUAUUCUGAGGGGGCCGCGGUGGCGGCUACUUUACCGUUGCAGGAACAGAGGUGGUUUCAGAAGACAGGGAGACCGCCGAUGAUUAAGUGUGCCGUUUUCUUUGCGGGGUGGCCGCCGCUGGAUCCGGUGACGUAUUCGAUGGUGUUGGCGGAUGAGUCUGAUUUGAUGAUUGAUGUUCAUACGUGUCAUAUCAUUGGAUCUCUUGAUCCCUACGUGGCAGGGUCCUUAGCGUUGUACAACACGUGUGACCCUGACAAAGCAUACAUAUUUGACCACGGAAAAGGGCACACAUUGCCCAGGGAGAAGGGUGUCGUGAAGGAACUGGGAGACGUUAUUCGCACGAUGAUAUCUGAUGUCUCUUCGUAA